Symbiodinium natans is the source of this 984-nucleotide messenger RNA. NCBI's taxonomy places the organism in Eukaryota, Dinophyceae, Suessiales, Symbiodiniaceae. The record is from the annotation of a GenBank genome assembly.
AUGAAGGUGGCAUCUUUGCUGGAUUGCAAUGUGCGCCGAUACCUGGAUGAUGGAGAGCAUUUCCACUGGCAGGACGUUUUGAUGCUGACAGAGAUGUCGAUCGCAGCCUUUGUCACUGAAGUCUAUUUGUCAGUGGUUCUUCCCAUGGCAGGUCUUGUCAGCCAGGCGCCCUGCCCAGUUGCGCCCUGGGCGACCCGUCUACUUCUGUUCUUCUUGGCUCCAAUGAUGUACUUUCUCAUGUACUUCUCUGUCUGCGGAGGGAUUUUCUACACCUACACUUACAGAUUUCCUGAAGAAGGCCGCAGGCUGAGUAUCCAAAACAAGGCAAUGACAAGCUUGGAGACGCGACGUGCUAUUGUUUUCAGCUGCAAGAGCAUACUUUCAGUUUCUGCUGUGUCCGCGUAUCCAUACUAUGCAAUCCAAGGGUGGACAAACCUUUACUGGGGCUUUCCACGCAUGUCUGAUGCCCCGUACCUAUUGUGUGCCUACAUCUUCGUGGACAUCUCAGCAUACUUGGUUCACCGCAUGCUGCACCGUCCAUGGUGGUACCGGCAUGUCCACAAGGCUCACCAUCUGUGGAAGAGCCCCAACGCUUUCGUGGUCUCCGCGCUUCAUCCAGUCGAAUUCUUAGCCCUGACGGUGUGCACAUUGUCUGUGCUGGCGGCGCUGCCCCUCAGCGUCUGCUCUGCCUGUUUCUUGCUCGCCUGGAUUUUUGUGUGCAAUGCCAUUGAUCACUCCGGUCUCGAGCUGCAUACGUCAGGCUGGCUCGCAUGGCUCUUCUGGCAAGCCCCUGUGACUUUUCAUGAUAACCACCAUGCUUUCUUCCAUGCCAACUACGGGGCCAUGGUUGACUGGUGGGACCGGAUCGGUGGCACCUACUACAAUCCUCAAGAGCAUGUCGGCCUCUCCUUAGGUGAGGCCGAGUUUCGGAGUGUCCGGACGCUUCGAACAAGCUGUGAAAAUCAUCGCGGCAAGAUGCAGUGA